AUGGAGAUAAAGGAUGAGAGACCCAGAAAAUAUGUUUACAGGGCUGAGUUUAGGGGUGAACCAGAUAUAAAAAUAUUACAACUGGAUGGUGUUUUGUUAGGAGAUUUAAACAGAAGAGUUCUUCGUUUAUCACUUAGCGGAAAGGAAGAAGCACUUAAAAGUGCAAAAGCGAUGAUAGAUGCAAAGCAAGGAAUGCGUGAUCCGAAAGCAAGAUAUUUGUUUAUGAACCAAUAUCGUUAUUGGUAUGAUGAAAAACAUGGAGCUAUGGAAAGAAUGAGUCCUAACGAAAUUAUUAAGCAAGAAGAAUUAAGACUCCAAAAUAUCAAUGACCCUUGGUUUAGUAAACAAAUUGACAAUCUUUUUGGUCUAGAAAACAAAAAACCAUUCAAAGAAGAGGAAAAACCAGUUGAUGAAAAUGAUAGUGGCAACGAUUAUAAAGAACAAAAUAAAGAACAAAAUAAAGAACAAAAUAAAGAACAAAAUAAAGAACAAAAUAAUAGUUUUAACCUUAAAGGCCUUGCUAUUAUAGUUGUAAAAAAUUUAAUACCAAAAACCGAAACGGUUUAUAAAAUAAGAGAUGAAAAAGAAUACCGAGUUCCCUCUUUUGAGGAAUUUAUGAAAAAUUAUGAGAAUGAUGAAAACUUAGAAAAUAGUUAUAAUUCAGAAUUAGAAAGUUAUGGCAAUUUAGGAGAGGGGGAAGGAUAUGGACCUUGUUCUUACAGCACAUACGAAAUUGAUGGUAGGAAUAUAAAUAAGUGCGGAAGUUUAGAUUGCAGUUAUUAUCGGCGAAUAGUUGGUAAUAGAGUGGCUGGAACUACUACCGCUGCUGCUGGCAUUCUUUCGGGCGUUGCUCCUUUCACUAGUGGUGCAUCAUUAGCAAUAGCAACAGGCUUAAGUGCUGCUGCUUCAGUUAGUGCAGUAGGAGGAACCGCUUUAGGGGUCGCUGUAACAACCGAAGCCUUAAAUGAAAAUGAAUUAAAUAAAUUAGAAAGAGAGUUGAGGGAAGCGAUUGAAAAAAAGGAUAGAUGUAAAAGAGAUAGUGAUUACAGAAGAGAACAAGAAAAAAUAAGGGAAUUAGAAAAUAAAUACGUUAUUGAUAGUCGUCAAAAUUUUUUUAAUGACGAGGUUGAAAGGGAUGAACUUGAAUAUUCUUACAUUGACAAGGAUGCUCUGCCGUAUGGAGCCUUUGAAGAGAUAAGAGACAAGAUAUAUCGAAAGAUUCACAAAACUACUAAUAUGACUUACCAUAGUGCUGAUAAUGAUAGUAAUGUGGUUAAUCGUCGACGACAAACUGCCAUUGGAGAGAUUGAAGACCAAUUUGCUAUUUCUAAUAUAACUAUUGACGAAAUUGAAAGUUUGGCUCGGAACUAUGUAUCAAUUGAAAAUGUGGGACGAGAGAGAAGAUGUAGGAUUCAAGGUUUCAUUCAUGCGGUAGUCACCCGCCGUAAUGAAGGGGAUUAUGAAACAAAGGUUUCUUUCGAAAAAUAUUUGCGAGAAAAGAAAGAGGAAGCGAUUGACAAAAUUGAAGAAUAUUUGAUUAAAAAAAAUAUUUCAGAGGAGGAAUUGAAUAAAAAAAUAAGGAAGAAAGAUGAAAUUGAUAAAUUAAGUCGCCGUUUUACUUGUGCCGGUUGCGGUCGAAACCGAGAUGAUAUUUAUUUCCCCCACGAGGAAGAUGGUAAAAAAUUUUGUAUUGAUUAUCUUUGUUGGGAAAAAUACCGCAAGAGCAAUGGCAAGCCUGAGUUUCAUUAUAAAUCCCAAGUAAAGGAUAACACUAGAAUAAGAGAUUUAAAAAGUUUUUUAGAGGAAAGAAUAGGAGAAACGGAAUUCAGAACGAACAUCCGAUUUGGAAUUACUGAUAUCUCUCUCGAUAACAAUAAAUUAGUAAUCAAUUUUGGUAAUCGAACAAAAACUCUCGAUGAUAGCAAUUUAACUCCGGAACAAGUGCAGUUGAGAGAAUUUUUAAAGAGCAAUUCGUCAAAAAAAAGUUUGCGGAGGGAUGAAUUAGAGCAAUUCACUAGUUUACCGAAUGGUUCGAGAGAUAAUGAAGGGAAUAACAAGGCUGGAAUAAUCGCCGCCCUAUUGGUAGCCGGAUUAAUCUUUGCUGUGAUAGUUGGAUUUGUGGUCGUUCCGGGUGUUACGGAUUCCCAAGUUUCUAUUAAUAUCAUUAAUGAUAAGAUAAAAUUAUUAAAAGGGACUAGCAAAAACUCAAUUAAGGUAGUUGCCUACCAAAAAUAUUUCGAUUUUUUGGAGAGAUUAGGUUUAAGAGAAGAAUUUAGUGUUAUUACUACCCAAGAUGAUUUGACUUUGCGUGGAGUUAGCAUUCAACCCGUUUUAAUAAAUGAUAAUAAUAGGAAAGUAGUUAUUUUUUGCCAUGGGGUUACGAAUAAUCGUUGGUCGCUGUUUUACACUAUGCAUCUGGCUUUACAAAGGGGUUAUCGAGUAGUUUCUUAUGAUGCUCGCAAUCAUGGGCUUUCCGAAAAUUUUUCGACUAGUUUAGGUCAGACCGAAGCCUGUGAUUUACAAGACGUUAUUGAUUUUUUCGGCGGGGCUGGUAAUUCCGAAGUAGUAUUUGCUAUUUGCGAGUCUCCUUACGAUGAUGCGGCAAGAGGGAUUAAAGAGGCUUUGGGAAGCGGAAUCAAUUAUUAUUGA
Funneliformis geosporum is the source of this 2649-nucleotide messenger RNA. The record is from the annotation of a GenBank genome assembly. Lineage: Eukaryota; Fungi; Glomeromycota; Glomeromycetes; Glomerales; Glomeraceae.